AUCCCGAUCCCGACCCCGGUCCCGAUCCCGGUCCCCAUCCCGGUCCGGAUCUCGCUCCCGGUCCCGCUCCCGGCGCGAUGUGAUCGCUCCCGCACCAUGUCCCGGCAGCGAGACCUGGACAAGCUGCUGUCGGACCUGCGCUCCUUCCUGCUCCUCCUGGACCGCGAGAGCCUCAGCGCCGCCGCUCGGGCCAAGAAAAGCUCGGUGUGGGAGCUGCUGGGGCGGCUGCAGGGCCCGGCAGAGGAUGCAGAGUACAUGAUCAUGCGCUGCCUCUCGCCCUCCCCGGGGCCCCCUCAGGGCCGGGCCAGCCCGGGCUCCGGGAGCGCGGAUGCAGCGGGAGGCAGAGCCCGGCCGGGCCCGCCCGGAGCGAACAAGGAGCCGGGCGUCCCCCUGACCCCCCCAGCCCCUCCAGCCGAUGACUCCUACGAGGACACCGAACCCGCCGGGCACGGCAGGACCGGCGGCGGCGACAGCGACAGCAGCCACUACGAGUCGUACGGAGAGGGGGAAGAGGAGGAGGAGGAGGAGGGGGUGAAGGACCGGGCUCAUUACCUGCGCUCCAGCGCCGAGGCCGAGCCCCCCGGGCGCCCCGAGCCGCAGCUCUGCGGGUUCCUCUGGAGGAAGCGCUGGCUCGGGCAGUGGGCGAAGCAGCUCUUCAUCGUCCGGGAGCACGUGCUGCUGUGUUUCAGGUGCGCCGCUGACCUGCAGCCCGUGCUGGAGCUGGACCUGCGCGGCUGCCGCGUCACCGCCAAGGACAAGCGGGGCAAGAAGAUGCCCCACGCCCUGAAGGUGACAGGGACGGCGGGAGAGGUGCUGGUCAUCGGCUUCCAGAGCCGGCAGCAGGCCGAGGACUGGAGGAAGGUGAUCGAGGAGGUGAGCAGCGAUGCCCCGAGCGGGCUGGCAGCGCUCAGUGUCCCUGCGUCACCUCCCUCGAGGCUCAGCAGGCUCGGCAAGGAGGAAGAGGAGGAUGAGAAUCGCUGCCGGCAGAGCCCGGCCCGCAGCCCGCGGCCCGGAGAGGACGGCAAAGGAGGGUUCCUGGCCGUGCGGCUGCGGGGCCGCUGGCAGCGCCUGUGGUGCGCGGUCCGGCACGGAGCCCUGCGCAUGUUCGCGGAGCCCGGCGCUGCCCAGCGCCCCGUGUGUGCCCUGCGCCUGGACGGCUGCGAGGUGACCCCCGGGGCGGCCGCCGGAUCCCCCCAAAACCUCCGGAUCCGAAUCGCCCAGCGCGGCCGGGAGCUCGCCCUGCUGCAGGCCCGUUCGGACGAGGAAAGGGAAGCGUGGCUGAAGACCCUGCAGGCCAGGGGAGGAGCGGAGCCAAAGAAGGGCGACGGGCCCCCCCCGAGACCCCCCAGGCCGAGCAGCCGCCCCGCUGCCGGGGGGCUGCUGCUGCGCCGGGUGCCCACCCCCAACGCCUACAUGGACGAUCCCUUCGGGCAGCCCCCGCCAGCCGAGACCCCCAAACACCUCUACUCCAACGCGGAGCGGCUGCAGCAGCUGCAGCGGAGCCUGGACCGGGCGGCGCAGGGGCAGCGCCCGAGAGCCGCGUCUGCCGUGCCCAGCCGUGCCAGCAGCCCCGCCCCGGGCGGUGCCCGGCCCGCGCACGCCGCUCUCCGGGCCCGGCCUGCCAGUGCCCAGCUGCCCCAGGACAGCCCCAGCCUGCAGAGCCGGGAUCUGUGCCUGUCCCAGCACCCCCUGACCCUGCCCCACAGGAGGGGGACGCAGGAAGGGCUCGAUGUCCUCGUCGGGCAAAGAGCCUUUCCCAGUCUGGAGCAGCAGGCGGGGCAGCUGGAGAGGGGCAUGCAGGGCAGGCUGAGAGCCGGCUCCGAGAUGAACCUGCUGGCCCUCGGGAAGUCCCUCAAGGGUCACAUCGCUGCCACCGCGGCUCAGCUGGCUCCGAGGGAUCAUUCCUCAGGCCGCUGCUGAAGCGCACCACGUCGGCCAGGAGCGCCCUGAGGCCGGCGCCAUCCCCGGUCGUGGCAGGGAAGGGAAAUGUGAUGAGGAAGACAAAGGAAUGGGAGAUGAAAUCUGCAAUGUGAGCACCACAGAGUCUCCCAGAGAACAUCGGGCCGCGCGUGGAUCGUGCAGGACCAGCCUGGGAUCAGCCUGGAAUUCGACUUUUACCCACCAGUAUCAACGCUACCAC
Molecule: messenger RNA, 2140 nt
Organism: Camarhynchus parvulus
Lineage: Eukaryota; Metazoa; Chordata; Aves; Passeriformes; Thraupidae
Product: actin filament-associated protein 1-like 2
Exons: 17
Coding region: 97-1920 (607 amino acids)
Biological process (GO): regulation of interleukin-6 production; positive regulation of DNA-templated transcription; positive regulation of interleukin-8 production
Cellular component (GO): cytosol
Molecular function (GO): SH3 domain binding; SH2 domain binding
Source: RefSeq, a predicted model, not a curated record